AUGUCUGAAGAUGGGGAUGAUGACCGUGAUGACAUUCUGCCACCACCACCGUUGAUAAGAGAGUUGGGCCGCCACAAGAGAAAUCAUCCGCUAUGCAUUGUGUUGCCCACGAUUAAUCAAAAUACUGAAAUCAAGCCUGACUUUAUUCAAGUUCUUCCAAAAUUCAGCAACUCGCUUGGAGAGAGUGCACAUAAACAUCUUGCUGAAUUUGAUUUAGUUUGCACUACUUUACGCCCUCAAGGUUUUCCUGAAGAUCAUUUAAAAUUACUAACUUUUCCUCAUACAUUGCAGAGUAGAGCUCGAGAUUGGUUGUUAGAUCUAUCACCUGGCUCAAUCAGAACUUGGAACGAUUUAGAGGAGCAGUUCUUGCGUAAAUUCUUUCCAGAAUCAAAGGCUGCAAAUCUAAGAAUAGCUAUUAGUAGCAUCAAGCAGAGGCAACACGAGUGUUUGUCUGAUUAUUGGGAGAGAUUUCAACAAUUAUGUCAUAGAUGUCCUAACCACGGAUUUUCUGAUUAUCAGUUGCUCAUUAAUUAUUUUUAUCGUGGUAUGUCUUCUUUUGACAGGAGGAUUGUUGAUGCUGCUUGUGGAGGAAGUUUGACCAACAAGACCUUAGAUGAAGCAAAACAAUUGAUUUUUGAUAUGGUCACCAAUGGUCAACAAUAUGAGGAUGAGGAUGAUGAUAGGUACAGGCCGAUCAACAGAGCAGAAGAUGUAUGUGUGAAUGAGAAACUCGAUGCUCUAACUUCCUUAGUUAGAGGCAUGGUUGGAGCUCAAAUUCAGAAGGAUAAUCAUCCAAAUUUCAGCUGGAAUCAUUCGCCUGAAUUUUUCACCAGCGCACAGCCGCAGGCUGGGUGGUAUGCCCAUACCGACCGCCCAGAGCCCAGUAUGAGCGAUAUUCUUCAGAGUCUGGCACAGAGCAGCCAGAUUGUUAACAAUUUGGUGCAAAGUCAGCAAGCUUUCCAGCAAGAGACGCAAGCUGCGUUGGGUAGUAUGGGCACACAGAUCACUCUGCUCACCACCCAAGUGAACAAGUUGCAAGUAAAUCGUGGAAAACUUCCAUCUCAAGAAGAAGUACAUUCCAAGGAGCAUGUUUAUGCUAUGCAUUUAAUGAGUGAGGAAGAUUUCUUUGAUCCAAAGCCCAUGGAAGAUGAAAAGGAGAAGGAAGAGCAAGAAAGUGCUCAGAAUGAUGAAGUUGUCGAAGAGGCACAACAAUAUGAAAAUCUCUCUUCUUCCGAGGUAAGUGUUGAAUCUGAAAUUUAUAAUUCUAAAGCAUUAAUUUCUCUCACUUUUCCUUUCAGGUUGGCUCAACAUAAGAAUGGAAAUGAGGAAAAUGAGAUUCUGGAAAUAUUCACGAUGAAUAAAGAACCACCAGAAUAUUAUGAUGAAAUUCAAGGAUGUAAAGUGCAGCUGAACCCCACCAAUGACGGUUUCACUCAGCAUCUGUCAUGCGGUAUGCCCAUACCGACCAGCACUGGACAGAUUGUGCCUUCAAUUGUGAAACUGCCAAAGCGGAAAUUGAAACCACCUGAUGAUUGA
Molecule: messenger RNA, 1536 nt
Organism: Salvia miltiorrhiza (redroot sage)
Lineage: Eukaryota; Viridiplantae; Streptophyta; Magnoliopsida; Lamiales; Lamiaceae
Exons: 1
Coding region: 1-1536 (511 amino acids)
Source: RefSeq, a predicted model, not a curated record